Blepharisma stoltei is the source of this 3577-nucleotide messenger RNA. Lineage: Eukaryota; Ciliophora; Heterotrichea; Heterotrichida; Blepharismidae. The record is from the annotation of a GenBank genome assembly.
AUGGUCUCCCCUAUUCAACCAUCAGACUUAGAAAAAAUUGGACAAGUUUCUGAUUUUCUCCAGAACAGUUUAAAGAAAAUUGAUCAGAGCUAUGAGACAAUUUCUAAUAUAAUUAAAGAAACAUCAAAAGAAGAACUAGGAAAAAUUAUUUCACAAGCUCAGAUAGAAAUAGAAAAGACAGAAAACGAAAUAAAGAAAUUAGAUCAAGGAGAUGGUCCAGCACAAAUAGGACCUCGGGACCCCCACCCCCCCACCCCAUAUACAUAGCUUUAUGUAGAAUAUUUAAUGGUUUAAGCCCAAGUGAAAGAACUAAAGUUUUAUACUCUAAGAUAUAGCUCAUACCCCUUUAUAGAUUCCUUUAUCGAGCAAAGUGUACUUGACUAUUGAAAGACCAAAACAGACUCUCUCAAAGAGAUGAACUCAAUCUCUAUAUCAGAAAGUUCUAAAAAGUGGCAUGCCAAAAAAUAGUGGCAAGUAUGAAAAAAGUUGACUUAAGAUAAUUAAUCAUUCAUCUCUUUCGUUAAAUUGAUUUAAUAAAAUAAUAUCUACAUGCAUAUUCGACUAUGGAUUAUCUUUGGAUUUACAUAAGUCAAAAUUCUACUGGAGUUUUUGAUUGAUAUGCUUACUGGAGUUAUAGCACUUGGAGAUCUAUUCAACCGUUUACUAAAGAAGCUCCUCCUUUGCAUUCUCAAUUUAAAAGUUCAGGUGCAAUUUCUUCCAUACUGGACUCCAUCUUUAUAAUCGCUUAAAUUGAAACAAAAUUCAGUUUUAUAAUAAAAAAUUUUAUAGAUAAAAAAUUUAUAAUUUUUAUGUAAAAAGUUUCGGUAUAAGUUAAAUGUUUCUUAUUAACUAAAAUUAAAAAAUUUAGUUAUAUCUUGCUUUUUUUAAAGAAAAGAACAUAAAGAGCAUCUUAUUUAAAUAUAUUUAUUAUCUUUAAUUGCUAUAUUUUUAAAAAAUUUUUCAACAAAAAUAUAAUUUAUUGCAUUUAUUUCUUAUCAUGCAUAUGAUGUCAUUUCAAUUUAUUAUGUGGAAACCAAAUAUACGUUCCAAAAAGCAGAUUUUAGUGCGCCAAAUUAAUAAUUUAAUUUCAUAUGAAAAUAGUGCGUAUAACUGCCAUAAGAAAUUAAGCCAAGGGAUUAUAUUUUUUAUUUAAAUAAUUUUGAUAAAAAUUUAAUGCGAAUUCUUUACAAAAAUUGAAAAUUUACUUUAUUUCUUCUUUAUUUUAGCAAAAGAGUAUAAAUAGCCACUUAAUUAAACAAAAUUAACACUUUGAUCGAUAAAUUUUCUAGAAAUUUAUUAAUCUAAUUCGACACAUUUUUUAAUUUUUUUUUAUAAAGAAUUUUAUAUUGAAUUUUUAUAUAAAAAAUUUUCUUAACCCUUCUUUUAAAUUGGAACAAAUAUUUGGUUCCAAUUUAAAGGGAGGGAGUUAAAUCAAAAUCCUACUGGAGUUUUUGCACGAUAUGCUUACUGGAGUUAUAACACUUGGAAAUCUAUACAACCGUUUACUCGGGAAGUUCCCGUUUUGCAUUUUCACUUUUGACAAUUUCUUUCAUAAUGGACUCCAUCUUUAUAAUCACCUAAGUCAGGAUCCUACUAGAGUUUUUGAUUGAUAUGCUUACUGGAGUUAUAGCACUUGAAGAUCUAUACAACCGUUUACUCGGGAAGUUCCCCAUUUGCAUUUUUAAACUCAUUUCUAUAAAUUUAUCUCAAGCACUUUUUACAUAAACAAAUAAUCAAAAAUAUUAAAUCUUUUAAAAUUUAUAUGUAGCAUUUAUUAUUCUAAUUAUCAUUAAUUAAGGCCUGAAAAAUAAGAUUUUUAGUUAUUAAUUAAUUCCAGUCUAAUUGGGUAUGUUAAGUUUUAAAUUAUUUUAUUAAUAAAGUCAUUUUAAAAAUUUGCGUGUUUGCUUACCAACUUUUUUCAUACUUGCCACUAUUUUUUGGCAUGCCACUUUUUAGAACUUUCUGAUAUAGAGAUUGAGUUCAUCUCUUUGAGAGAGUCUGUUUUGGUCUUUCAAUAGUCAAGUACACUUUGCUCGAUAAAGGAAUCUAUAAAGGGGUAUGAGCUAUAUCUUAGAGUAUAAAACUUUAGUUCUUUCACUUGGGCUUAAACCAUUAAAUAUUCUACAUAAAGCUAUGUAUAUGGGGUGGGGGGGGGGGGGGGGUGGGGGUGGGGGGGGGUGGGGGGUCCCGAGGUCCUAUUUGUGCUUGACCAAGGAGAAGUACCAGAUGACAUAAUUUAUGAAAAAGUGAACCCUACGAUUACAAUUGAACUUAAAAAUGUUCUUAAUACCUAUUUUAAAGAAUUUAAGAUAGUGAUGGAUAAUUUGGAAUCUGAUGGAUCAAUUGUAUAUGAAGUCCCUUUUAAUUCAGCAACUAUAACAAUGCUAGAUGUAAAAACAAAAACGAUCACAAAGCAGAAUUUGCCAUAUAUUAACCAUAUAGCUCCAUCAGUUACCCAAAUCAAUGAUAAUGAAUUAUUGAUAGCAGGAGGGAUUGCCUAUGGAAAUUUCCAAGCAAGAGAUACAGCGAUUCUGCUUAACCUUAGUUCAUUGACACCUAUUACUUUGCCAACAACUCUUAAUUUUGCUCGUGGAUAUCAUACAGCUCAUAAGAUUGAGAACUCUGUAUUUAUUUUUGGAGGCUCAAAUUCUGAUUCUUUUAAUGCUCAGCCAGUUCAGCCAAUUGAAAGAUAUGAUAUCAAUACUCAAACAUUUACAGUUGUAUCUCAAUUAAUUAAUUCAAGAAGCUGCUGUGGAAGCUGCGUCUACAAAAGAAAGAUAUAUUUGACAGGCGGUUGGGGUAACGAAAGAAGUAUUGAAGUAUAGCCCGAUCCCUGCUUUGGAUUAGGCUUGGUUGAUGUCGGGGAGUCAGAUGGGGAGUUGACGAACUAGCUUUUGCUGUCAAAGUCAAUUCCCCAGAUGGCAAAUCUCCAAUAGUAAGAAGAUUUGCCAUCUGGGUGUUGACUUUGCCAACCAACAUUGCUCGUCAACUCCCCAUCUUAUGUCUCCCAACGUAAGCCAAGCCCAAUCUAAAGGUGGAAUCAGGCAUAUAUGAUCCCAAUCAAAAUACAAUUACUAUGCUCGCUAUCUCUCUAAACUACCCAGGAACUUCUCUUUCUGUACCAAUGAAAAAUUGCAUUUUAAUUAUUAGUGGUAAUCAUGUCAGUAAAUUCUACCCUGAGAGAGAUAGAAUCACUGAAUACGGAGUGGUUGAAGCACACAAUAUGGGCUAUAGGAAAUUCCCGAUGAUGGCGUUCAAUGUGCCAUCAUCGGGCACCUACGGUAAAGGGCCCACACUGUAAAUGGGUUCCACGUGUGGAGCCCUUUUUGACACUUGGAGAAAUCCUCACUUUCACGUGCCAAAAAGGGCUCCACACGUGGAACCCAUUUCCAGUGUUGACCCUGAACUGUAGUUGCCAGAUGAUGGCGCAUUGAGCGCCAUCAUUGGGCAACUUGCAUAUUUCUCAAUAGGAACUCCAGCAUGCUACGAUGGAAAAAUUUAUAUGUAUCGGGCAUGGAACAAUGGACUUUGGUAUUAUGAUUAUCUCGCUAAUAAGAUAGAGCCAUUGCCAUUGUAA